Molecule: messenger RNA, 2264 nt
Organism: Rhododendron vialii
Lineage: Eukaryota; Viridiplantae; Streptophyta; Magnoliopsida; Ericales; Ericaceae
Product: cyclic dof factor 3-like
Exons: 2
Coding region: 355-1773 (472 amino acids)
Biological process (GO): regulation of DNA-templated transcription
Molecular function (GO): DNA-binding transcription factor activity; DNA binding
Source: RefSeq, a predicted model, not a curated record
AAACUUUUUGUGCAACACCAAAAAGAAUCCACUGUCUGGGGGGGGGGGAAGAAGAUCUCUCAAGUCCACAAAAACAUGUGGCUGAGAAAUCACUCUCCCAUGACGUGGCACCCCACACUUCACUUUAAACAAAUCCAAAUCCUAAACCGCGACCAUGCCAGCAAAGACUUCCCUCACCCUUCCCAAACUCAUAUACCCAUGAGCGAGAAAAAGAUUUAGUGAGAGAGAGAGAGAGAGAGAGAGAGAGGAAAUCCAGACCCAAAGGAAGAAGGUGAUUCAAAGUAGAGUUUUUAUUCUUUCAUCGAAUUAGUUGGGAUUUCGGGUGUUUUCUAGGGGAAAGUUGGAAGGAAAAACAUGAAGGACACGGCGAUCAAGCUGUUUGGGAAGAAGAUUGCGCUGCCGGAGAACGGCUGGAAUCCGGCGGUCUCCGGCGAAGACUCCAGUGGUCUUUCCGGGGCUGAAGAUGGGAAGUCUUGCGGUGAUCGUAGUUCGGCGAAGAGCGCUUGUUUGGGAGACAAGAAAGUAGUGAUGAGCAGAACAGGGAAUGAAGAAGAACAGAGUGAUCAUGAAGAGGGAAAAGAAUUGGCAGCUGAUGACAAGGAUUUGUUUGAAGGAAACCCCAUUGAGUGCAAACAACAAAGGGACACAAACCAAGAACCAUUGCCGGAGUCUGAGCAUGAUAACCCUAAAACACCUUCUAUUGAUGAAGAGAAUGCAACCGCAAAAGCUCCCAAGGGUGAAAAUGACCAAAGUGACCCAAACAACCCACAACAGAAACCCCUCAAGAAACCUGACAAAAUUAUUCCUUGCCCCCGUUGUAAUAGCUUGGAAACCAAGUUCUGUUAUUACAACAACUACAACAUCAAUCAGCCCCGGCACUUCUGCAAGAACUGCCAGAGAUACUGGACUGCCGGUGGAACCAUGAGGAAUGUUCCAGUAGGUGCUGGUCGUCGCAAGAACAAGAACUCUGCCUCACAUUUUCGCCAUCUCACCAUUCCCGAUGUAUUACAUGGAAUUCGAAUCGAUCCUACUAAUGGAAUCAACCACCCUAACUUCAAAACUAAUGGAACGGUUCUCUCUUUUGGACCAGAAGCGCCUCUUUGUGAAUCCAUCGCUUCCGUCUUCAAACUUGCAGAGAAGAAGGGGGGUUCUAACGGCGGAGAAAUUGUCGAUGAUUGCUCUAGUGGAUCUUCUGUCACGACAUCAAAUUCAGUGGCAGAAGGGGUGAAAAAUGGGUUUAUUCAAGAGCCAACAAUGAGGAAUUUAAACGGAUUUUCCCCCCAAAUUCCAUGCCUCCCCGGAAUUCCCUUUCCUUAUCCUUGGAAUUCCACGAUUCCUGUUCCGGCCUUUUCCCCGUCUGGAUUUCCUAUGCCGUUCUACCCUCCUCCCCCCUACUGGAACUGUAACAUACCGGGCGCUUGGACUGUUCCUUGGUUCCCUGUACCAAAUUCACAGCUUGGGAAACAUACAAGAGAUGGGGAAUUGCUCAAACCAAGCAACCCAGAGGGAAAAGAGGCCGAACAACAGAGGAAUUCAGAGGGAUCUGUUUUGAUUCCAAAAACAUUGAGGAUUGAUGACCCUGAUGAGGCGGCGAGGAGUUCUAUUUGGGCAACGCUUGGGAUCAGGAACGAUGAUUCCGCCAGCAGAGGAAGCCUUUUCAAGGGCUUCCAACCAAAGGGUGAGAAAAAGAAUCUGACACCCGAAACCCCUCAAGCGCUUCGGGCUAAUCCUGCAGCAUUCUCUAGAUCCCUCAGCUUCCAAGAGAGUAGCUAAGCGGGAGUAUUGAGUUUGUCGGAGAGUGAUUGGAACUCCAUUCAUCAUCCAAGAUGGAUGUUUGAUUCACAGACUUGAUGGGGGGACUCAUUUCAGAGAAGGUAACAGGGAAUGAGAAUUCCUUUCUUGUGACAUUUAGAAGAAGUACCUUGUUUUCCCUAUUUGGUUAGUGUCAGUUGCUCAGUUGCUGUGGAUAUAUGUACAGGAAUGCCUGACAUUAGGAAAAAGUGGGAGUGCUGUAAAUGUACCAAAAUCCCAGAUGUUUUGGAUGAUGUAACUGUGAAUUCCAAUCCUGAUACAAAAAGUCCAGACACAACCGUGUCUGAAGCUGUUCGAUGUAUGUGGACCCAUGUACAUUCAAUGGCUCCAGACAUAGUAGUGUCUGAAGUUGUGUUUUAAAAUUGUGUCUGUAGCAUUUGCUCAUUUGGAUAAUGGCUCUUCAUCUUAUCUAACUAUCUUCCUUGUUGGUCUGAAUAAGAAUAAACUUCUUC